AUGAAGGUCAGCGUCUGGCUCUACGCUGUGAUCGGGCUCGCAGACGCCUCAGCUUUGCGUCCACGAGAGAACGCGGCGGUCCCCAGCCCUCAUGCAUCAGCAUGGAGGCCCAAGAGCAAAGACCCUCAGUUUUUCAACCUCAGGGUCGAUGACAAAUGCUCAGAAGGUGAGGCCGCAAGCGCGUGCCCCUUCGCCGGAUAUGCGAUCAGAUUGCAGGGUGGCAAUGCUAUCGCGACACCUUACAACAAAUGGUGGGACCCGAAGCUUCCCAUGUUGUUCGUCGACGAUGAUACCAAGUGCUACACAGUCAGCAAGAAACCUCUGCAACUUUACGUCAACACCGUCGAUGGCUCCUUGCGGUAUGCUCCUGUUGGUUGGCUACCUGCCAACUCGGUCGCGAUCAGCUUCUACAAAACGGGCGACAACCCAGAAGGACUAGUUGACCCAAGCCCUGCUUACUUUUCCUGGCCGUCAACCGAGGGCCGCACCAAUCAAUUCUUUGCUGGUAGCUGGUGGCUCUGUCCCAUGAGUGGUACCGGUCAGUACAAGGUCUACAUCAGCGACUACAACUUUGGCGACGCUGCGCCAGGCGGUGAGACGAAGGAGGGUUGCACGAGGAAGAGCCUUGCCGCUGUCAACGCCGAUCCCUGGGGUUGA
Messenger RNA from Parastagonospora nodorum SN15, 657 nucleotides. RefSeq lists its product as hypothetical. Lineage: Eukaryota; Fungi; Ascomycota; Dothideomycetes; Pleosporales; Phaeosphaeriaceae. The transcript has 2 exons. The record is from RefSeq and is a predicted model, not a curated record. The coding region runs from base 1 to 657 and encodes 218 amino acids.